CCCGCCCCGAGAUGCCCUGCGCGGCGCUGCGCGAGGUUUCCCGGGCAACAGCUCAACAGCUCCGGGAGCGUCCGCAGUAUUUUGCAUUAUGACUUCUCAAGAGAAGACAGAGGAGUAUCCUUUUGCUGAUAUAUUUAGUGAAGAUGAGAUUGAAAGACAUUUUUUAUUGUCCAAACCUGUUUGCUUUGCUAUAUUUGGAAAACCAGGAGUUGGGAAGACAACAUUAGCCAAUCAGAUUGCACAAACAUGGAAAUGUAUUCGUGUUGAAGCAUUACCAGUUUUGGAAGAACACAUUGCUGCCGAAAACGAAUUAGGAAGUAUGUUGAAAUCGAUGCUGUUCAACGGUCAAAGCAUUCCAGAUGAACUUGUCAUCAAGCUAAUACUGGAGAAGAUCAACUCGCCAGAAGUGUCUCACUUUGGUUAUAUCAUCACAGAAAUACCAUCACUUUCUCAGGACGCCAUGACUACUUUGCAGCAGAUAGAAUUAAUUAAAAACUUAAAAUUCAAGCCUGAUGUUAUAAUCAAUAUUAAGUGCCCUGACUAUGAUUUAUGCCAAAGAAUUUCUGGACAAAGACAGCACAGUAGUACGGGGUACAUAUAUACUAGAGACCACUGGGAUCCUGAAGUUAUCGAGAGUCGUAGGAAAAAGAAGAAAGAAUUACAAAAAGAAGGAAAAGGAGAAGAUGAGGGAGAAGAGGAAGAGGAACAAGAAGAAGAAGAGGCGUUUAUUGCUGAAAUGCAGAUGGUGGCUGAAAUUCUUCAACACCUGGUUCAGAGGCCUGAGGAUUAUUUGGAAAAUGUUGAGAACACUGUUAAACUUUACAAGGAAACAACUCUUCAGGUUUUGGAAGAAGUAAUGGCUGAGCACAACCCCCAGUAUCUCAUUGAGCUCGAGGGAAAUAAGCCACCAGAGGAGCUCUACAUGACAGUUUUAGAACGACUUAAACAUCUGAACCUGAGAAGAGCAGCUAUUAUAACCAAACUUCAGAGUGCAGAAGAAGAAAUUGACAUAAUGGAAAAUGAGGAGCUGCUCCGAGUCCUCGCAUCCUAUAAAAUGAUUGCACCGAGAUACAGGUGGCAGAGGAGCAGAUGGGGCCGGGCCUGUCCUGUUGCUUUAAAAGAUGGAAACAUAUAUCCAGGAUUACCAGAUUUUUCUGUGAGUUUUUUAGGUAAAUUGUACUGCCUUUCAUCAGAAGAAGCUUUAAAAGCAUUUUCAUUGAAUCCACGAUGCUAUCUUCUUCCUCCCAUGCCAGCACCACCGUGCAAAGUAGUCGUAUGUGGACCUCAGCGCGCUGGGAAAACAACACUUGCCAAUUUGAUUGCAGAACAUUACAAAGGGAAGGUAGUUGACUAUAGCACACUUGUUCAACCACGUUUUGAAAAAGCCCGUGAGAUGUUAAUAGAAAAUACGAUUACUGAAGCCACCGAAGCAGCUAUUAGAACUGUAAAAGAAAGACUUCUAGCAGAACUACAAGCUAAAAUUCAAGCUGAGACAACUUUAAGAGAAUUUCAAAAACACUUUGGAAGAAAAGAGUUGGAAGAGUUUUCAGAAUUGCAUUCCUCGUUCGGUGAAGAAGCUUCCAUUCAUGAUAGCCUUUUAGAGGAAGCUGAAGAAGCCAAAACGAAGUCAGAAAAUAUCCUCGAUGACCAAGGUGCGAAUAUUGAUGAAGACGAUGAAAAAGAUAUCAGUGAAACAUCCACAUUUAAAAGGAGUUCUCAAGAUCUGAAGACAUAUUCAGACAAAGCCCCAGUAGAAGAUUCAGUAGAAGUCACUGCUAAUCAUCCAGCAGUUAUUGCCAUACUUGAGGAGACUAUAAAAACAACUAAAGACUUGAACUUUGAACAGCCUUAUGAAAAACAUGCUGAAAUCUUGGAGGAAGUCCUCAGGGAGGUAAUGGAGGAAAAUCAGAAUAGAUUUCCUGGUGCCCCAAAGUAUGGAGGAUGGAUCCUGGACAACUGCCCUAUUGCAAAAGAACUGUGGCUAGUCUUAGCAGAGAGAGGACUGGUACCAGAUUUGAUCGUCUAUUUAUCGGAUUUCGAAAACAACGGAAAAUGUUUAUAUAAUAGAAUAUAUUUGAAGAAUAAAUCUGAAAUUGAUGCUAAGAUUUUAGAAAGAUUAAUAGGUGAUAUACGAAAGAAAAAAAGAGAAGAAGCAGCAGCAAGAAAAGCCAAGGAAGAAGCAUUGAGAAUAGAAGAAGAAAACCGAAGGCUGAUUAAUGCUAUGAAUGAGAAAGCAAAAGAGAUUGAUGAGGGUGAUAAUGAGGAGGAAGAUGAGGUUGAAGGUGAAUAUUCUGAAGUCCAUGAGGAGUCAGAGGCUCCUUACAGGUCCAAGGAGACCAGAGGAUCCUUGCCAGAAGAGUCUGACACCCAGGAAAUAGAACCUGAGUCAGUUUCCAAGCGUACUGAGGAUGCUACAGUUGAAAAACAAAUUCCAGAAAGAUCCAAAGAGAGCCUGGAGGAAUUAGGUGAAACAGUUGUAUUACCAGAGUUCCCAGAAGAUGCGUACCCUGAUGUUCCUGAAAUGGAGCCAUUUAAAGAGAAAAUUAAUUCCUACGGCUUCCUGUGGAAACAGCUGGAAUCAUUGUUCCAUGAAUCUUUCAUUCAAAUUUUAUACUUAGACAUUGCCAGCAAGACUCCAAAGGAACUCCUUCAAAAAGUAGUUGAGACUAUGGAAAAAUCUUUCCAAUACACUGGCUGGGAGUUAACUGUGGACGAUUAUGAUGAAGAAGCAGAAGACUAUCAGGCCGAAGCCGAAGUUGAAGAGGAGCUGGAGGAGGAGGAAGAGGAGGAGGAAGAGAAUGAAGACAGAAUUAAAGAGAAGAGGAGGCAUUUGGGCGAUACAAAGCACUUUUGUCCAGUGGUUCUCAAAGAAAACUUCAUCCUACACCCAGGCAACGUAGAAGAAGCAGUGAAAUACCGAGACAAGAUCUACUACUUCUCAAGUGCAGAGGCUAAAGACAAGUUCCUGGAGCGCCCCGAGGACUACGUGGCUCAUGAGGAACCACUGAAGGCCCCUCCGUUGAGAAUCUGCCUCCUGGGCCCCCGAGGCGCCGGCAAGACUGUGUGUGGCAGGCAGGCGGCAGAGAAAUUCGGCCUCUUCCACAUCCAGUUUGACGAAGUUCUUCAAGAGAAACUGCUGCUCAAAAUCGAAAAAAGAGUGGGACCUGAAUUUGAGGAAGAUUUGGAGGAGGAGCAGGCUGCAAAACAGGAGCUGGAGGAGCUGGCGAUGCAGGCCAAUGUCACCCUCGAGGAAGAAAAAACAAAGCAGCAGCCUCCCGACAUACACCUUACAGAAGAAGAAGAAGCAAUCAAAACGAGCCUAAUGGAAAACGAGCCGUUGCCUUCUGAAAUUCUUGAAGCAAUUCUUUCCGAAUGGUGGUUUAAGGAACCCAUACGUUCUACAGGCUUCAUACUUGACGGUUUCCCACGCUAUAUAGAAGAGGCCCAGUUUCUUGGGGAACAUGGAUUUUUCCCAGAUGCUGCGGUUUUUAUACAAGUGGAUGAUCAAGAUAUUUCUGAUCGCCUCCUUCCUUCCCAAAUUAAAAAGUGGAAACUGAAACAACAGAAGAAAUUCGAAAGGAAAAAACUCAUCAAGGACAUGAAGGCAAAAAUCAGGGCAGAUAUGAUUGCUAAAAGACGGGCUGAACUCGUGUCCGACAGAGAGAGGAGGAGGCGAGGGGAGAUGGGUCUGAGGGAAGAUGAGGACGUAAGCGAGGAGGAGCCUGAGGACGAAGAAGACGACAUUGAGAACAUCCUCGAGGAGGAGUUCCCGAAAGACGAGGAAGAGAUGAGUGAGGAAGACGAAGAACAGGAAACCGAGGCAGUGGAGCGCCUGAAAAGUGAACUGGGAGAGAAAUUUGAGAGCGACUUAAACAACGCACAGAUGAUCCAGGAAGAAUUUGAGAAGUUUUUGAUCCCAAUCAUUCUCAUUAAUGGAUCUCGGAAAAUCCACAUUGUACAGUAUAUGCUGAAUAUGAAGCUAAAGUCCCUGGUGGAGACUCGUGAGAGCAUCUUUGAGAAGUGCUACCCGAUACCGCUGCACCUUGCUCAGAAGAUGCUCGCCUUCACCUACAGGCACAUGAGCUCUUUUGGCUACUGGGACCCUGUGAAGCUGAGUGAAGGAGAGACAAUCAAGCCAGCUGAAAAUGCAGAGAGCCCAAUUUACCCUAUAAUCCAUCGCCAGUAUAUUUACUUUUUGUCUAGUAAGGAAACUAAAGAAAAGUUUAUGAAAAACCCCAUCAAAUAUAUCCGCCAACCCAAACCUAAACCCACCGUACCCAUUCGGAUUGCAAUUGUGGGGCCUCCGAAAUCUGGAAAAACCACAGUGGCCAAAAAAAUUGCAGAUGAAUACGGCUUAAAGCGCUUGUCUAUGGGAGAAGCUCUGCGGUCCGUGUUAAACUACCACCAAGAAGCAGAGCUGGCCCUUAUGCUGAACUGGCAUCUCUACAAAGGCAUGGCAGCACCGGACGAACUGGCCAUUCAGGCCUUGGAACUGUCUCUGAUGGAAAGUGUGUGCAAUACAGCGGGUGUCGUCAUCGAUGGGUACCCUGUAACUCCACACCAAAUGAACCUCUUGGAAGCCAGGUCAAUCAUUCCCAUGAUCAUCUUUGAGUUGGAUGUGCCUUCCAAAGAGAUUUUCAAAAGGCUGAUCCUGGCUAAAAAAAUGGAGCAGAGUUUCCCGUAUCCAUUGCACAACAGUGCACAAAUUAUAGCUGUCAAAAAUGCAAAGUACCGCAAAAAUGUUGGCGAGAUUCGGCAAUAUUACCAGCAGCAGCACCGAAACUGGUGUGUGAUUGAUGGAUUUCACAGCAAAUGGUGGGUGUGGAAUGAAGUCAUGAAGAAUAUUCAAAUGGUGAACAAUUACAUGCAAACAUACCUGGAAAGAAUAAAAGCAGGAAAAGCCGCCUGCAUUGACAACCUAUGCAUCACACCUCAAGACCUGGUUUCUCGCCUGGGGGAAUUUGGACAGUUCUGCCCCGUCAGCCUGGCAGAAGCCAAUGAACUGUUUGACUGCUCUGUAAAUGAAUCCUUGGAAUUUGCAGCAGAGUUCCGAGGGCACUAUUAUAAAAUGCAUUCGCGGGAAAAACUACAGCAAUUCUUGGCAAACCCAGAAUUGUACGUGCCUCCCUUAGCGCCGCACCCUCUCCCACCCGCUGACAUGAUCCCCAAGAGGCUGACACUGUCCGAGCUGAAGCGCAGGUUCCCUAAGUGUGCCGAGCUCCAGGGCUACUGUCCGGUGACCUAUCAGGAUGGAAAGCAAAGAUACGAAGCUCUGGUUCCUGGUAACAUUAACCACGCUGUAGAAUACCGCGAUCGCAUCUAUAUUUUUGAGACUAAAGAAAAGCUCGAGAAAUUUCUGAGGUCACCACAGAAGUACUGGGACCAGAAGCUUCCACACAAGCUGCCCCCGCUGAAGCAGCCCAUCUCUCUCACCAGCCUGCCUCUGCCUGGAUACCUGGAGCAGGGUAUCGCCACCUCUCUGAUUAAAGCAAUGAAUGCAGUAGGAUGCUUAAAGCCCAAAUUCCCCUUCUUAAGUGUGAGGAGGUCUGCGCUGCUAUAUAUAGCAUUUCAUCUAAAAGCAUUUAACCCCAAAGGCUCUGAGUAUACAAGAAGGAAGUACAAGAAGAAGAUGGAGCAGUUUGUAGAGAGAUGUGAACUCAUAACAUACCUGGGUGCCAAGAUGACCAAAAAAUACAAGGAACCGCAGUUCCGAGCCAUUGACUUUGAUCACAAGUUACAGACGUUCCUCUCACUCAGAAAUAUAGACCCUGUUAAUGGAUAG
Molecule: messenger RNA, 5782 nt
Organism: Lepus europaeus (European hare)
Lineage: Eukaryota; Metazoa; Chordata; Mammalia; Lagomorpha; Leporidae
Gene: AK9
Product: adenylate kinase 9
Exons: 41
Coding region: 89-5782 (1897 amino acids)
Biological process (GO): nucleobase-containing compound metabolic process
Cellular component (GO): mitochondrion; cytoplasm
Molecular function (GO): ATP hydrolysis activity; ATP binding; AMP kinase activity
Source: RefSeq, a predicted model, not a curated record